AUGGCCGAUUGGGAAGAAGUUCGUCGUCUGGCCGCGGACUUUCAGAGAGUCCAGCUGUCUGCUACCAAACAAAAGUUGUCUGAUCGGAAUGUGAUUGAAUUAGUGACGAGACUCGUAGACUUGAAACUGAUCGAUGUCUUGUACACGUCUGAUGGGAAGACUUAUCUCACACACCAGCAGCUGGCCAAGGAAAUCAGGGACGAGCUGAUUGUUCACCAUGGUCGAGUCAGCCUGGUGGAUCUCCAACAGCUGCUGAAUGUUGACUACAGUCAUAUUGAGGCCAAGGUGAACGAUAUGGUCAAGCAUGAUGGACAUCUGACGCUGGUGUUGGGUCAGUUGAUAGACAACUCUUACCGCCAGCUUCUGGCCCAGGAGAUCAAUGACCAGCUUCAGGAGAAAGGUCAUGUGACCAUCAUUGACUUAGCAAAGUCUUAUGAUCUCCCCGCCGACUUUCUUCGCGAGGUGAUAGACCAGUACCUGGGCACACUUAUCAAAGGUCAGGUUGAUAACUAUGACAAGGAUGUGGUCUUUACUGAUGGCUUUGUCUCCAGAAUGAAGGCUCAGAUCAAGGGAGCAUUUACGGCAGUCACCAUACCUACAACUGUUGGACCAAUCAGGCAGUUCAUUGGAUGCCAGGAGCAUCUGUUUUUCAAAAUCUUAGAGGAGUUAAUAGCUUCCGGGCGUUUGGCAGGAUCUGUGUCGGGCAGUCGCCAGGACAAAUCACAGUAUUUGCCAGAUAUAUACACACAGGCUCAGAGUCAGUGGGUGGACUCUUUCUACAAACAGAAUGGAUACCUGGAGUAUGAUACCCUGAUCCGGCUGGGUAUUCCUGAUCCCAAGAGUUACAUCAAGAAAAAGUUUAAAUCUGAGCCUUUGGUGUUCCUUAGUUCUUGCUGUGUGGGCCCUGUGAUCUCAGAGCAAGUUCAGUACAGCGUGGAUGAAACACUAGGUCAAGGAGGAUGGCUUGACAUAAUGACAGUUCUACCGAGUGUGCUGAGUCGUAAAGAUGCCUCAGAGUUGUUAUCUGGCUGUUUGAAAAAUAAAAGCCAGGCUGUCGUGUGUGACUCAACCAUUGUAGCCAGUGAGAGCCUGGUGUCGGACAGCACGUCAGUUUUCUCAGAUCUCAUGUCAGAGAAAGCAGAAAAGGCUUCCAAGUCCCACCCAGCAGUUGCAUCCAGUACAGCCGUAGGAGCAUCUGGUGACAAACCAGCCCAUGUAAAGAUGGCUGGCGUCGACGAUGGAAGUUCAGCCAGAGAGGAUAAAAAGGAGCAGAGACGAAAGAAAGCUGCUACUGCAGGAUCCACCAAGAAGGAAGGCACAGGAGGAAGGGAGGUCAAAAUGAAAUCAACAAAGAAGAAGACUCGAAAUCGAGACCAUGAUGAAGGCUCCGAUGAUGAAGUGACGACUACUUCUACAUCAGAUAAGGGAAAAGGUCAGGAGUCGCAUUUCAUGAGCACCCAAGAGAUAGAGAAAGUCUUGAAGUCUCAGGACCGCUUGAAGGACUGCCCGCAGGAACUUAUAUCUGAAAUAGCAUCCAGGUUACACAGACCACUGACCAGACAGUACCAAGAGGUGGCCAAGUCUAUCUUUUUAAAGAACUCAGGUACAGACCGCAAGAAGACAGCCCUGGAGAUUCAAGACCGGAUCAAUGGGCUCUGGGUCAAUGCUCGUCUCUUUGAGAAGGGUAUACAGCUCUGGGAGGAUCCAGUACAUAGCCAACUGGUGAAGCAUUUGCUGAAGACACUGGGAAAUGAUCUGGCCAACGCGGUUGUUGUGGCUCUGGCCAUGGAUCACAUGGUCAGUGUGUCAGUGACAGAGGAACAGCUAACUCCAGAUACUCGCCUCAGGCUAAUAACUACCCUGCCCAAAGAUAUACAGGAGCAGUUGACCAAACUGCAUGUCAGCCUGAAUGGACAGAGCCUGGAGGAUUUCUUCCAUCAGUUGGAGCUGCUGUGUGGUCCGGCCCAUCUGGGGAUUCUUUUGAAGAAACCAGACAAGCGGAAGGAGAGGCAACUUGUGUUCAACCAUCGGCAGAGUUUGAUUGAGCAGUUGAAAGAUGAAACUGAUCCAGCCAUGUGCCUUCAUCUGACCGCUGUCCUCCUGUUCCAAACAGUCACCCAGACCAUGCUUCACAUCCCAGGCAGGCUAGUGCCCAAUGUGGUGCAGUACUUGAGCUCUCACUUGGAUGCGGACAAAGUUGCAGUUCUAGCAGAGAUGCAAGACUUGAUUGUGAAACAUGCCAAAUUGAAAGCCAGCUCUGAGGAUGACCAUGAAGCAGAAAUUGCCACCAUUGCCAGCGCCAUGGCCGAUCUCAUGGAUAAAGUCAAGGAGAUUGCUGUCACAUCUAAGAAAUCAAACACGACCUCAGAUGACUAA
This is a messenger RNA of Candidula unifasciata, 2376 nucleotides long. NCBI's taxonomy places the organism in Eukaryota, Metazoa, Mollusca, Gastropoda, Stylommatophora, Geomitridae. The record is from the annotation of a GenBank genome assembly.